Molecule: messenger RNA, 7798 nt
Organism: Phascolarctos cinereus (koala)
Lineage: Eukaryota; Metazoa; Chordata; Mammalia; Diprotodontia; Phascolarctidae
Gene: CREBBP
Product: CREB binding lysine acetyltransferase
Biological process (GO): positive regulation of transcription by RNA polymerase II
Cellular component (GO): nucleus; histone acetyltransferase complex; transcription regulator complex
Molecular function (GO): transcription coactivator activity; zinc ion binding; chromatin DNA binding
Source: RefSeq, a predicted model, not a curated record
CACACACACUCGGACGCCACCCCCCCCCACCUCCCGCUCCCUCUCAGUGCCGGCCCGGCCGGGGCUGCUCUCCGAACCCUCCCCAACCCCCCGCUCCGGAUUGUCUCCUGAUUGCCCCGGACCCUUCGCGGACCCUUCGCAGCUCCUACCCCCAUCCGCGGGGCUGUUUUCGAGAGCCGGCUAAAAUGGCUGAGAACUUGCUGGACGGACCGCCCAAUCCCAAACGAGCCAAACUCAACUCGCCUGGGUUCUCAGCCAGUGACAAUACAGAUUUUGGGUCACUGUUUGACUUAGAAAAUGAUCUUCCUGAUGAGCUGAUCCCCAAUGGUGGAGAAUUAAGCCUUUUAAACAGUGGGAACCUUGUUCCAGAUGCAGCUUCCAAACACAAACAACUCUCAGAGCUUCUGAGAGGAGGCAGUGGCUCUAGUCUAAACCCGGGAAUAGGAAAUGUGAACUCCAAUAGCCCUGUCCAGCAAGGAAUUGGUAGCCAGGCCCAAGGGCAGCCGAACAAUGCUAAUAUUGCUAAUCUAGGUGCCAUGGGCAAGAGCCCUCUGAAUCAGGGAGACUCUUCAGCAUCAAGCCUGCCAAAGCAGGCCACUAACACCUCUGGACCUACUCCCCCUGCUUCACAAGCACUGAACUCUCAAGCACAAAAACAAGUAGGGUUGGUGACUAGCAGCCCUGCUACAUCACAGACUGGACCUGGGAUCUGCAUGAAUGCUAAUUUUAAUCAGACGCACCAAGGCCUUCUUAAUAGUAACUCUGGCCAUAGUUUAAUGAAUCAGCCCCAGCAAGGCCAGGGGCAGGUAAUGAAUGGAUCUCUUGGUGCAGCUGGAAGAGGAAGAGGAGCUGGGAUGCAGUAUUCUGCUCCUGCCAUGCCAGGGAAUGCAGGUAGUGUGCUGGCAGAGACACUGACCCAGGUUUCACCACAAAUGGCCGGUCAUGCAGGAUUGAACACGGCACAGGCAGGAGCCAUGACAAAGAUGGGAAUGACUGGUAACACAAGUCCAUUUGGUCAACCAUUCAGUCAAACUGGAGGGCAACAAAUGGGAGCUGCUGGAGUGAACCCUCAAUUACCAAGCAAACCAGGCAUGGUGAACAGUUUGCCACCCUUUCCUGCUGACAUCAAAAAUACUCCAGUUACCAAUGUGCCAAAUAUGUCUCAGAUGCAAACACAGGUACAGCCAGUAGGAAUUGUACAAACACAAGCAAUGGCGACUGGACCUACUGCAGAUCCUGAGAAACGCAAACUGAUACAACAGCAGCUGGUGCUCCUGCUUCAUGCUCAUAAAUGUCAGCGACGAGAACAAGCAAAUGGAGAGGUUCGGGCCUGUUCUCUCCCACACUGUCGAACCAUGAAAAAUGUUUUAAAUCACAUGACACAUUGUCAGGCUGGGAAAGCUUGUCAAGUUGCCCAUUGUGCAUCUUCUCGACAAAUCAUCUCCCAUUGGAAGAAUUGCACGCGGCAUGACUGUCCUGUGUGCCUCCCUUUGAAAAAUGCCAGUGACAAGCGAAAUCAGCAACCCAUCCUGGGAUCUCCAGCAAGUGGAAUUCAGAAUACCAUCGGUUCUGUUGGUUCAGGCCAACAGAAUGCUUCUACUUUAAGUAACCCCAAUCCAAUAGAUCCCAGCUCCAUGCAACGGGCUUAUGCUGCUCUUGGACUACCCUAUGGCAACCAGCCACAGACACAGUUGCAGCCUCAAGUGUCUGGCCAGCAACCAGCACAACCUCAAACUCACCAGCAGAUGAGGACUCUGAAUGCAUUGGGUACUAAUCCAAUGACCAUUCCAGCUGGAGGGAUUGCAACAGACCAACAAACAAAUCUGAUUUCAGAAACUGCUCUUCCAACCUCUCUUGGAGCAACAAACCCAUUAAUGAGUGAUGGUACCAAUUCUGGUAAUAUUGGAAGCCUGAGCACCAUGCCUACGGCUGCACCUCCUUCUAGUACUGGAGUUAGGAAAGGCUGGCAUGAGCAUGUCACUCAGGACCUGCGUAACCAUUUAGUACACAAACUUGUCCAAGCCAUCUUUCCAACACCUGACCCAGCAGCCCUGAAGGAUCGUCGCAUGGAGAAUUUGGUGGCCUAUGCUAGGAAAGUGGAAGGGGACAUGUAUGAGUCUGCUAAUAGCAGGGAUGAAUACUAUCAUUUAUUAGCAGAGAAAAUCUACAAAAUACAGAAGGAAUUAGAAGAAAAACGAAGGUCUCGUUUACAUAAACAAGGGAUCUUGGUUAAUCAGCCAGCUUUACAGACCCCAGGGGCUCAACCCCCAGGUAUUGCACAGGUCACUGCUGGCAUGGGCCAGGCACAGUCUGUGAGACCUCCAAAUGGACCUAUGACCAUGCCAAGUGUGCCUAUGAACCGCAUGCAAGUUUCUCCAGGAAUGAAUCAGUUUAAUCCAUUGUCCAUAGGAAAUGUUCAGAUGUCACAGGCACCCAUGGGACCACGGGCUGCUUCCCCAAUGAAUCACCCUGUCCAAAUGAACAACAUGGGCUCUGUUCCAGCGAUGGCAAUGUCUCCUUCCCGAAUGCCUCAACCACAGAACAUGAUGGGAGCUCAUUCCAGUAACUUGAUGGGUCAGGCUCCUGCCCAGAGCCAGUUCUUGCCACAAAAUCAGUUUCCAUCAUCUGGUGGGGCUAUGAAUGUCAACAGUGUAGGAAUGGGUCAGUCAACAGCACAAGCAGGAGUAGCACAGCAGGGACAAGUGCCCAACACUCCUCUUCCUAACACCAUGAAUAUAUUGGGUCCACAGGGUGGUCAGUUACCUUGUCCACCAGUAACCCAGUCCCCUUUGCAUCAGACUCCGCCUCCAGUCUCUACAGCAGCUGGCAUGCCGCCUAUCCAACAUCAGACACCUCCUGGAAUGACUCCUCCUCAGCCUGCAGCCCCUACACAACCUUCAACGCCAGUUUCUUCUUCAGGACAGACACCCACCCCAACUCCGGGCUCAGUACCUAAUGCUACUCAAACACAAAGUACCCCCACAGUUCAGGCAGCAGCUCAGGUCCAAGUAACACCUCAGCCUCAGACACCUGUACAGCCUCAGUCUGUGCCCACCCCACAGCCAUCUCAGCAACAGCCAACAUCUGUGCAUGCUCAACCUCCUGGCACUCCACUUUCCCAAGCAGCCGCUAGCAUUGAAAAUAGAGUUCCCACUCCAGCUUCAGUGGCUAGUGCAGAAACCAAUUCCCAACAGCCUGGACCUGAUGCACCAAUGCUGGAAAUUAAAACAGAAAGCAAACCUGAAGAAACUGAGCCUGAUCCUAGUGAAACAAAGGGGGAAUCUAGAGCUGAGAUGGAAGAGGAUUUACAAGGGUCUUCCCAGGUAAAAGAAGAAACCGAUGUAACAGAACCUAAACAGGAACCAAUGGAGGUAGAAGAAAAGAAACCAGAAGUAAAAGUGGAACCUAAGGAAGAAGAGGAGAGUAGUAAUAAUGGCACAACUACCCAGUCCACAUCACCUUCUCAGCCUCGUAAAAAAAUCUUUAAACCUGAAGAGUUGCGACAGGCUCUCAUGCCUACAUUAGAAGCAUUGUAUCGACAAGAUCCGGAGUCCUUACCCUUUAGGCAGCCUGUGGAUCCUCAGCUCCUGGGAAUUCCAGAUUAUUUUGACAUUGUGAAGAACCCUAUGGAUCUUUCCACUAUUAAGAAAUUGGAUACAGGGCAAUACCAAGAGCCUUGGCAGUACGUGGAUGAUGUUUGGUUAAUGUUUAACAAUGCCUGGCUCUACAAUCGUAAGACUUCCAGAGUCUAUAAGUUUUGUACUAAACUUGCAGAGGUCUUCGAACAAGAAAUUGACCCUGUUAUGCAGUCCCUUGGAUACUGCUGUGGACGCAAGUAUGAGUUUUCUCCACAGACCUUGUGCUGCUAUGGUAAGCAGCUAUGUACAAUUCCGCGUGAUGCUGCCUACUACAGUUACCAGAAUAGGUAUCAUUUCUGUGAGAAGUGUUUCACAGAGAUCCAGGGGGAGAAUGUUACCCUGGGUGACGACCCUUCUCAGCCCCAGACGACUAUUUCAAAGGAUCAGUUUGAAAAGAAGAAAAAUGAUACACUAGAUCCUGAGCCCUUUGUUGAUUGUAAGGAAUGUGGCCGGAAGAUGCAUCAGAUUUGUGUUCUGCACUAUGAUAUUAUUUGGCCUUCAGGCUUUGUCUGUGACAAUUGCUUAAAGAAAACUGGUAGAACUCGCAAAGAAAACAAAUUCAGUGCUAAGAGACUGCAAACUACCCGAUUAGGAAACCAUCUAGAAGACAGAGUUAACAAAUUUUUGCGGCGUCAGAAUCAUCCUGAAGCUGGUGAAGUUUUUGUCAGAGUGGUAGCCAGUUCAGAUAAAACAGUGGAAGUCAAGCCUGGAAUGAAAUCGAGGUUUGUGGAUUCUGGUGAAAUGUCUGAAUCUUUUCCUUAUCGAACCAAAGCACUCUUUGCUUUUGAAGAAAUUGAUGGUGUGGAUGUAUGCUUCUUUGGAAUGCAUGUACAAGAAUAUGGCUCUGAUUGCCCCCCACCCAACACAAGGCGUGUGUACAUAUCGUAUCUGGAUAGUAUUCAUUUCUUCCGGCCCCGUUGCCUUCGGACAGCUGUUUAUCAUGAAAUCCUAAUUGGAUAUCUGGAAUAUGUGAAGAAAUUGGGGUAUGUCACAGGACAUAUAUGGGCCUGUCCCCCAAGUGAAGGAGAUGAUUACAUCUUUCAUUGCCACCCUCCUGAUCAAAAAAUCCCUAAACCUAAACGACUACAAGAAUGGUACAAAAAGAUGCUGGACAGCUUUGCUGAGCGCAUCAUUCAUGACUACAAGGACAUUUUCAAACAAGCAACAGAGGAUAGGCUUACAAGUGCCAAGGAGCUACCAUAUUUUGAAGGUGAUUUUUGGCCUAAUGUUUUGGAAGAAAGCAUUAAGGAACUUGAACAGGAAGAAGAAGAAAGAAAAAAAGAAGAGAGUACUGCAGCUAGUGAAACCACAGAGGGCAGCCAGGGUGACAGCAAAAAUGCCAAGAAAAAGAACAACAAGAAAACCAACAAGAAUAAAAGCAGCAUCAGCAGAGCAAACAAGAAGAAGCCCAGCAUGCCAAAUGUAUCCAAUGACUUGUCUCAGAAGCUCUAUGCCACCAUGGAGAAACACAAAGAGGUCUUCUUUGUGAUUCAUCUCCAUGCUGGGCCUGUAAUAAACACUCUGCAUCCCAUUGUGGACCCUGAUCCAUUACUCAGCUGUGAUCUGAUGGAUGGGCGUGAUGCCUUCCUUACCCUAGCCAGAGACAAGCAUUGGGAGUUCUCCUCAUUGCGUCGAUCCAAGUGGUCAACAUUGUGUAUGUUGGUGGAGCUACACACUCAAGGGCAAGAUCGUUUCGUCUACACUUGCAAUGAGUGUAAGCACCAUGUAGAAACCAGGUGGCAUUGUACAGUCUGUGAGGAUUAUGACCUUUGCAUUAACUGCUACAACACUAAGAGUCAUGAUCAUAAAAUGGUUAAAUGGGGCUUGGGCUUGGAUGAUGAGAGCAAUAGCCAAGGAGAACAGCAAUCGAAGAGCCCCCAGGAAUCGCGGCGUCUGAGCAUCCAGCGUUGCAUCCAGUCCUUGGUCCAUGCCUGCCAGUGUCGCAAUGCAAACUGCUCUUUGCCGUCUUGUCAGAAGAUGAAACGGGUUGUUCAGCAUACCAAGGGCUGCAAGCGCAAGACCAAUGGAGGCUGCCCAGUGUGCAAACAACUCAUUGCCCUUUGUUGCUACCAUGCCAAACACUGCCAAGAGAACAAAUGCCCUGUGCCAUUCUGUCUCAACAUCAAACACAAGCUCAGACAGCAGCAGAUUCAACAUCGGCUACAGCAGGCUCAACUCAUGCGUCGACGAAUGGCCACCAUGAACACCCGCAAUGUGCCUCAGCAAAGUUUGCCUUCUCCUACCUCAGCGACACCUGGUACCCCUACACAACAGCCAAGCACCCCCCAGACGCCUCAGCCUCCCCCCCAGCCUCAGCCUUCACCUGUAAGCAUGUCACCGGCUGGCUUCCCCACUGUGGCCAGAACACAACCCCCAGCUACAGUCUCCACUGGAAAGCCUCCCAACCAGGUAGCAGCACCACCUCCUCCUGCCCAGCCACCCCCAGCCGCUGUGGAAGCGGCUCGGCAGAUCGAGCGAGAAGCUCAGCAGCAGCAACAUCUGUACAGAGUCAACAGCAUCAACAAUGGCCUGCCUCCAGGGCGCGCAGGCAUGGUGAGUCAAGCUGUGGGGCCAGUGAAUCAGAUGCCUCAAGUUAACAUGAAUGUUCCCCGACCAAACCCGGUGACUGGGCCAGUCAUGUCUAACAUGCAGCCAGGCCAGUGGCAGCCAGCUCCGAUUCCCCAGCAGCAGCCGAUGGCAGGAAUACAGAGGCCUGUCAUGCCCAUGCCAGCACAGCAGACGGUUGCUGGGCCACGGAUGCCAGGAGUGCAGCCCCCACGGAGUAUCCCACCCAAUGCCUUGCAGGAUUUGUUACGGACACUGAAAUCCCCCAGCUCACCACAGCAACAGCAACAAGUGCUGAACAUCCUCAAAGCAAAUCCUCAACUAAUGGCAGCUUUCAUAAAGCAGCGAACAGCUAAAUAUGUGGCUAACCAGCCGGGAAUGCAGCCUCAAACCAGUAUCCAGCAACAAACUGGAAUGCAGCAGCCCAUCAUGCACACACAGCCUGCUUUACAAAACAUGAGUGCAAUGCAAGCAGGAGUUCAGAGGCCUAACGUCCCCCCUCAGCAGCAAGGAAUGGGAGGCAUGAAUCCCCAGGGACAGGCAAUAAACAUCAUGAACACAGGGCACAAUCCCAGCAUGGCAAGUAUGAAUCCACAGUACAGAGAAAUGAUCAGGAGGCAGUUGCUGCAGCAGCAGCAGCAGCAGCAGCAACAACAACAACAAGGAGGUGCUGGGAUGGCUGGUGCAAUGGCAGGGCACAGCCAGUUCCAGCAGCCUCAAGGACCUGGGGGUUAUCCCCAAGCCAUGCAGCAACAAAGGAUGCAACAACAUUUAUCCAUACAGGGAGGCUCCAUGGGCCAGAUGGCUCAAAUGGGACAACUGAGCCAAAUGGGCCAGCCUGGCCUGGGGGCGGAUGGCACCUCCAACAUUCAGCAAGCACUGCAGCAGCGGAUUCUGCAACAACAGCAAAUGAAACAGCAGAUAGGGUCCCCAGGCCAGCCUAAUCCUAUGAGCCCACAGCAGCAUAUGCUCUCAGGACAACCACAGGCAUCUCAUCUCCCUGGCCAACAGAUAGCCACCUCCCUCAGUAACCAGGUGCGGUCUCCAGCCCCUGUCCAGUCUCCGCGUCCCCAGUCCCAGCCACCACAUUCCAGCCCAUCACCGAGGAUACAACCCCAGCCUUCACCACAUCACGUCUCACCCCAGACUGGUUCCCCCCACCCAGGACUUGCAGUUACCAUGGCUAGCUCCAUGGAUCAGGGACAUUUGGGUAACCCCGAACAGAGUGCAAUGCUUCCGCAACUAAACACCCCGAACAGGAGUGCGUUGUCCAAUGAAUUAUCCCUGGUCGGUGAUACCACGGGAGACACACUAGAAAAAUUUGUGGAGGGUUUGUAGCAUUAUGGGAGCAUCACCUUUUUUUUUUUUUUCCUUUUCAUGUUCUUGGACAUUUUGUACUGAAAAUCCAGACAUCUAGGUUGUUUUUGACCCUAGAUGGAACUGCUACUUCCAAGCCAUGGAAGGACGAAUUGCUGUUUAAAGAAACAAUACAAAGAAUAUAUUUUUUGUUAAAAACCAGUUGAUUAAAUAUCUGGUCUCUUUUUGUUUUUGGGUUUUUCUUUUUUCUUUUCUUUUUUUUCUUUUGUUUGUUUUUU